UGGGAGCACAAAGGUGAAGAAAUGGCGGGGUUAGGUUUGAGGCUGAAGGUGGCGAAAUCGGCGGUGAGGGUGGGAGCGAUGAAGGGAUGUUGUGGCCGUCUAUUCUCUUCGGAAUCAAACCACAACGUUCCAACUUCCGGAUUCAACAGGCCUCUCUCUGAGAUUCUCAAGGAACUCAACAAGAAGGUUCCAGAUUCCCUCCUCCGCACCCGCCUCGAGAACGACUUCCCCAUCAAAUAUAUUCCAUGGCACAUCGUGAACCGCAUCGUCAACCUCCAUGCCCCAGAAUGGUCUGGAGAAGUUCGAAAUAUCACCUACUCUCCUGAUGCCAAGUCCGUUUCUGUUGUUUAUCGCGUCACUCUGUUCGGCACCGAUGCUGAGAUAUUCAGGGAGUCAACAGGUACAGCUUCAGUGGAGGAGCAAUGCUAUGGUGAUGCAGUACAAAAGGCAGAAGCAAUGGCAUUUCGUCGUGCCUGUGCAAGAUUUGGUUUAGGCCUUCAUCUCUAUCACGAGGAUGCAGUGUAAGACCGCCCACUUUCUAAUGUAAGAUAGUGUUGUGAUUUUUGGAACUCUUGUAACUGUGAUGGAACUGGAAUCAUUGUAAAACUGAAGUAUCGCUUUUUGAAUUAGAAUUGUUGAGGGAAUCUCUCUCCCGAAUGAGUUUGGCUUUGGGCUUCCAUAGCCUUUCUCCCU
This is a messenger RNA of Tarenaya hassleriana, 693 nucleotides long. RefSeq lists its product as uncharacterized. Gene Ontology annotation, molecular function: DNA binding. The record is from RefSeq and is a predicted model, not a curated record. The transcript has 4 exons. Bases 22 to 525 code for a protein of 167 amino acids. Gene Ontology annotation, biological process: double-strand break repair via homologous recombination. NCBI's taxonomy places the organism in Eukaryota, Viridiplantae, Streptophyta, Magnoliopsida, Brassicales, Cleomaceae.